AUGACUACUUUCGAUGAAAAAUUGCGGAGAAGCACCGGCCCUGACAGUGGUGGUCUUUUUGGCGUUGUCACUGCCGUCGCCGAUCGUCAGGGUCGCAUCCUCCAGAGCAGCGCUGGCGGUAGGGUCAAGUGGACUCAGGACUCGCACCCACCAAACCUUGACACAACCUAUUGGGCAUACUCGUUUACCAAGCUCCUGACCACCAUAGCCGCAUUGCAAUGUGUUGAGCGUGGUCAGAUUGGUCUCGACGAUCCAGUUGGCCCCAUCUUGCCCGAGUUAGAUGAACCUCGAAUCAUUCACUCCUCCGACUCUAAAGCAGGCCAUGACAAGAGCUUUCAGGUCGUCCCUGCCAAGGGUCACAUAACUUUGAGACACCUAUUGACGCACACGAGCGGUAUCGGUUACGACGCUAUGAACCCAAUCUUGACAAAAUGGCGAGAGUCCAGAGGAGAGGGCAUCAUGGCCAUGUGUGGAGACGUUGUCAAGGCGUACUCGAUGCCUCUGUUAUUCGAGCCGGGGGAGUCAUGGUCAUACGGCGGUGGCCUUGACUGGGCUGGCCAACUCGUAGAGCGCCUCUCGGGCUGUGACCGCCUUGGAAUUUAUAUGGAAAAGAAUAUCUUCAGCAAGCUCAAAAUGCCCAACACGACUUUCUGCGUUGCUGACAACCCCGACAUCGACGCGAAACUGAUGGACAUGUCAGCUAGGACACCCGCAGGGGACUUGGUCCCGUCACCCGAGAUGUAUCCACGUAAUGCAGAGACCGACAGUGGUGGCAUGGGCAUUGUGACUAGUGUGGGCGAUUUUAUGAAAGUAUUGGUAGACUUGAUCAGCGAACAGCCCCAACUUCUACGACCCGAGACCAGAGACCGUAUGUUUGAACCUCAAUUUGCUACCAAGAGCAAACAUUCCACCGCAAUGAUGGCCAUGCCCGUAAGUUAUCUACUUUUUCUUAGCCAAGUCCUCAAAUUUUGA
Messenger RNA from Didymosphaeria variabile, 972 nucleotides. RefSeq lists its product as uncharacterized. The record is from RefSeq and is a predicted model, not a curated record. NCBI's taxonomy places the organism in Eukaryota, Fungi, Ascomycota, Dothideomycetes, Pleosporales, Didymosphaeriaceae. Bases 1 to 972 code for a protein of 323 amino acids. The transcript is spliced from 2 exons.